AUGGACAGGGUGAAAUUUGCCGUAGUGCGGGUACCAGAGGCGAAGGUCAUCGAAUUCUUCGCCACCAUUGCAUCGAAAGGCUUCACCGACGUUGCCUUUGUCAAUAGCCUACAACAAGCCGCAUUCACCAGCCUUGCAGAUGAGUUUUUACAGACGCCACCCUCACCUCCCCCUGCGGCCACAGUAUCAACAAACCAAACGAUGCCCCUCAAUCUAUCGGAUUUAUUCCCAGCGGUGUUAGCCCAAGCGAAUGCCCUUCGAGACGCUUCCCCACUUGGCGAGUUGUCAUUAAUCCCCGGUAGUGACGGCGAUGAUAAUACAGGACGGCCUUACCAUCAGCGAAUGAAGGGGUGGCAACGGACAUAUUUGAGUGAGAUGCUGAAAGAUGGGUAUCCGACGGAUGAGAAGUUGAAUGAGGCUAUGCAUAAGUGUGAUUUGUCGAGACGGCAGAUCCUCCGAUUUAUCAGCAAACGUGUCAACAACCCCAACAAAGGCUUGAGAGCUGAUUGGCGAGCUGCCAAAGCCCACGACGUCGAGAAAAUGAUCGGCAACGACGAGGAGCCGAAGAGCAUCAAAGCCGAACCCGAACAAAUCGAGUUCCCCGACUUCACUGAGGCC
Mesorhabditis spiculigera is the source of this 618-nucleotide messenger RNA. The record is from the annotation of a GenBank genome assembly. NCBI's taxonomy places the organism in Eukaryota, Metazoa, Nematoda, Chromadorea, Rhabditida, Rhabditidae.